AUGACCCCUUGGCCCCUAAAAGACCUGUGUCUGGGGUCCCAAACAGCUUUGUACCCAAGCUCCUGCCUCUUACCCAGCCCCUACCCCUUGACAGGCACCAGGAUCAUCUACGACCGAAAGUUCCUGCUGGAGUGCAAGAACUCGCCCACUGCCCAGAGGCCUCCCUGCUGCCUCCCCCAGACUCCCGGGGUCACAGCGCCUCCAACAGCCCCACCCCCCAAGCUAGAGGAGCUGACGGAGCAGAAGGAGACAGAGGAAGAGAUACCCGAUGAUGCACAGUUUGAAAUGGACAUCUAAUCCAGUGCAGAUGACCAUAUGUGGAAUGAGAGGAAUCCAUCACGCUGCUGCUGCUACCUCCUUUCUCUGGGGUAUCCAAAGGCCUACUGGCCUCAUCUAAUCCGGAAGGGGGUGAUAUGUUGGUUCUGGGCCUCCAUGUUGGGUCUGAGGCAGCUAGACCAGGGAUAGGAGUGGGCAACUUGCCAAGUCCUUAGCUCUACUUUCUCUUUGGUCUGUAGGCACUCCUCCCAACCCCUGGCACUUGGCUCCAGCUGAGGCUGGGCCGGGGGAAUGGAGAAUGUCACUUUCUGACUGCUUAGUAAACAUUCAAAGAAAUGCCUUG
Capra hircus (goat) is the source of this 619-nucleotide messenger RNA. It is a transcript of the gene EIF4EBP3, whose product is annotated as eukaryotic translation initiation factor 4E binding protein 3. The transcript is spliced from 2 exons. NCBI's taxonomy places the organism in Eukaryota, Metazoa, Chordata, Mammalia, Artiodactyla, Bovidae. Gene Ontology annotation, biological process: negative regulation of translational initiation. Gene Ontology annotation, molecular function: eukaryotic initiation factor 4E binding. The coding region runs from base 1 to 297 and encodes 98 amino acids. Gene Ontology annotation, cellular component: cytoplasm. The record is from RefSeq and is a predicted model, not a curated record.